AUGGCCUCUGAUGAACAACCUCUGAAUCGAGAACCGGCAGCCAAAGCCCUCAUUGAACACUUUCUCACCCCCCAAAAUAUAAGUUACGAUCGGAAUCAUGGCCCCAUGCCCAAGGCCCUUGAUAGUUGCACCCACACUGUUCAAAUCGGUGGCCUGGUCAGCAACCCCCUCACCCUCGGUAUGAACCAACUCCGGUCGGAGUUUCCUCAGCAUGAAGUCAUAUGUGCACUGGAAUGUGCAGGCAACCGACGACACACGAUGCGCACAAUUUUGAGAGAAGUUCAGGGCAUUGACUGGGGUGACGGGGCGAUUAUGAAUUGCAAAUGGAAGGGACCCCGGAUCUGCGAUGUUCUGCGCCGUGCAGGUCUAUCGGACGAAAUGAAUGGUUCAGACCAGGAUCUCCACGUUGCUUUCUCGUCUCACCAGGCAAAGUGCGCAGAUGCAGAUCACUUUGAGAUCAGCGUUCCGCUGGAUAUCUGCUUGCGGGAGGAUAGAGAUGCUAUUCUGGCUCUCGAAGUGGGUCUCGCCUCGAACACGCAAGAACGUGUCAACGACACCGUUCUAGAUCAUAAACACGGAUAUCCUGUCCGGGUGAUUCUUCCAGGGGUCGUGGGCGUCCGAUGGGUGAAAUGGCUCGAUCAAAUCGUCAUUCAAGACCACGAAUCACCCAACAUCUACCAAGAACGAGACUACAAGGUUUUGCCUCCAGAUGCUGUUGACUCCGAAUCCGCAGAGCAAUACUGGCAUUGUACUCCCCCUAUGUACGACAUUCCGAUUAAUUCUGCUAUUGUAAGCCCAGCCGAUGGUGAGACUGUGCAUCUCUCAUCCACCGGUACCGUUGAGGUUCACGGAUACGCUAUCCCACAAGGCUCCGGAGGACCUGUGGUAAAUGUGCAGGUCUCGGGAGAUGGUGGAGAGUCGUGGAUGAGUGCUGAAUUGACCGGCUCGGAAGUGGAGACUAAAUGGGGUUGGGUGCUGUGGACUGCCCACGUAAAAGUGACCCUGGGAAAAGGAAAACAGAUCCUGAGCCGUGCUACUGAUGCAGAGGGUAACUCACAGGAAAGUGAGCAUUCUCAGUGGAAUUUGAGAGGAGUUGGAUACAGUGGUUUUGGCCGGGUGAUGAACUUGACUAUUGUGCAAUCCUAA
This is a messenger RNA of Penicillium oxalicum, 1146 nucleotides long. Its product is annotated as putative sulfite oxidase. The record is from RefSeq and is a predicted model, not a curated record. Gene Ontology annotation, cellular component: mitochondrion. Gene Ontology annotation, molecular function: molybdenum ion binding; oxidoreductase activity. The transcript has 3 exons. Bases 1 to 1146 code for a protein of 381 amino acids. Lineage: Eukaryota; Fungi; Ascomycota; Eurotiomycetes; Eurotiales; Aspergillaceae.